AUUAUACGGAGUGUCUCCGAAAUCGAUUGACUGAAAAUUUUUGUCGAGCAAGGUCUACAGAGACAGAAGAAUGGUAGUGAAGGAACUGACGUCGAAAACAGACUUUGAUCACGCUAUCCAAGCAGAUAAGUUGGUCGUCAUAGACUUCUAUGCAACUUGGUGUGGACCUUGUAGAAUGAUUUCUCCCUACCUCGAAGAACUUUCUUCGGACGCUACUUUGAACGAAAAGGGUGUCCUUUUCUACAAAGUCGACGUUGACAAGUUAGCCGAUGUUGCACAAGAAGUUGGUAUCACGGCGAUGCCCACUUUUAUUUGUUAUAGGAAAGGGAAGAAGGUGGAAGAGCUGGUUGGGGCCUCAAAGGACCGACUAAAGCAUAUGAUAGAAAAAAACGCCUAGUUCGUUUUUACUUUUGAAGUAUUCAAAUCGUUUAGUAUUUGUUUCUUUUUGAAAUAUGUGGUACUUUUGUUGUUAUUUUGUUUUGGCGUGAAUAUGGGUUGAUAAAGGUAACAUUUCAACCACUCAAUAUGCGUUACAGCACUCGUCAGUAUUUACCAAAAAGUUCCUGUGGUGGUCUCCUAAUACUUUGAAAAUUACCUAGAAAACUACUUUCCUGUCUCGAAGUCAGGAUUUAUCUCCCAAGUGGUAAAAUGUGUGAUAUGUCUAAAACGAAAACAAGUAUUCAUAUGUAUUCCUGAUCACAACAACGACUCAACAAUAUCUGUUGAAGCUCCUUAUGUCGAAGGUAGUGGAGAAUAAUGUGACAAGUCUAUCUUUACCAACUCACUUGUAAGCAUUGUCUCAAGAAACAGAAACCGAAGAAAUGUAAAUGUUCUCCUUUCGGAAAGAUUGAAAGUUUCAUAGAAUGUCAUACGAAACGGCCCAAGUAAAGAGAAGAGAACCUCA
This is a messenger RNA of Galdieria sulphuraria, 904 nucleotides long. RefSeq names its product thioredoxin 1. The record is from RefSeq and is a predicted model, not a curated record. The transcript has 2 exons. Gene Ontology annotation, molecular function: protein-disulfide reductase activity. NCBI's taxonomy places the organism in Eukaryota, Rhodophyta, Bangiophyceae, Galdieriales, Galdieriaceae. The coding region runs from base 71 to 397 and encodes 108 amino acids.